AUGGAAAAACUUAAUUGGACGUUACUACUUGUGUCUUUGUGUGUAUUACUUUGGGGUGUGGCCGGUCAAUAUGAAUGGCAAAUUCGUGAUGCUUUUGACGAAAUUCGAGGAAAGAUUGAUAAAGUCAAUGCCGAAAAUUGUUACAUUGCUCACCUCGACGAUCUUUCUCUACCCAAAGAUUCGGUGUCUCACUAUCCAGAUGUGAAAGAAAUAAACGUAAAUCCAGUAUUUCCAAAUCGCACAGCGAUGUUACAUUUACAUAACAUGGCUAUGAAUAGAGCUUUUUUCUGGAGUUACAUUCUACAAUCGAGAUUUAUAAGACCUGCAAUAAAUGACACUUAUGAUCCUGGCAUGAUGUAUUAUUUCCUAUCAUCUGUAGCCGACGUAGCAGCUAAUCCUUAUAUAAAUGCUAGUGCUAUAUAUUUCUCGCCAAACAUGUCAUAUACUUCGUCUUAUCGAGGGUUCUUUAAUAAGACUUUGCCGAGGUUUGCACCGAGAGCAUUAAGAGCAGAUGAUUUCAAUGACCCUGUUCAUUUACAAAAGAUAUCAACUUUAAACACAUUUUAUGCCGAAGAUCUAGGUGCAUUUGAUCCUGACAGUCUUUCAAAAGAUUAUACAUCAGAUUUCUAUCGGACAAAUGAGUGGUACAGACUAUUAUUACCUGACAAAGUUGAAAAGAGACAUGACACUAAAACAACAUAUGAUGUUGAAAUAAGAUAUGCAAACAAUACUAAUGAGACAUUCACAUUCCAUGGACCGCCUGGUAAUGAUGAGAUACCAGGUCCAGUAAACUGGACGAGGCCAUAUUUUGAUUGCGGAAGACUUAACAAGUGGUUAGUAGGUGCAGUGUCACCAGUUGCUGACAUAUAUCCCCGUCAUACACAAUUCAGGCAUAUAGAAUAUCCAACGUACACAGCAGUUGUAGUAAUGGAAAUGGACUAUGAGAGGAUAGACAUAAAUCAAUGUCCGACGAGUCCUGGGAAUGAUAAACCUAAUCGAUUUGCAGGUACUACCAGGUGUAAAAAUGAAACUACAGAGUGUGAACCACUACAUGGUUGGGGUUUCCGACGAGGCAGUUAUCAAUGUAGAUGUAGACCAGGAUAUAGGUUACCAAGUCUCGCAAGGAGACCUUAUCUUGGUGAGAUCAUUGAGAGAGCAACGUCUGAUGAGUAUUACAAUAACUAUGAUUGCCUCCCGAUUGGAUGGAUACAAAAGCUACCUGUGCGAUGGGAUAAGGCUCAUCCGUUCAUAAGAGCAAUAUACGCGGACAGAUACUAUGAAUAUGUCAAUGCUACGAGUGGUCCGAGUUCUUUACACCAAGAAAGAGUUAAUAUUUAUGAAGUAUUGAAUUUCAUAAGAAGUGUUAGACCCGAAAAUUGUACUGAAUAUAAUCCAUCAGAUUUGGAAUUGAAUGGAGAUAUUGCUUAUGGCGCUGAAGAGCAAUUUGAAAAUCAAGCAAAAAUGGCUGUGCGAUUGGCGAAUUUCAUCAGUGCAUUUUUACAGGUAUCGGAUCCAAAAGAAGUAUUUAGUGGCACAAGAGUAGCAGAUAAGCCGCUCACUGAGGACCAGAUGUUGGGGGAAACACUCUCCAUUGUGCUCGGUGACUCCAAAGUGUGGUCAGCAGGUACAUAUUGGGAUAGAAAUAAAUUUACAAACAGAACAUUCUUCGCACCUUUCGCUUAUAAGACUGUGUUGAACACACGGAAGUACAAUCUGGAGGACUUGGCGAGAAUUAAUAGCACUGAGGAAGUAUACACCAACCAACCCUGGUUCCAGUUCCUCAAACAACGCUGGUCGACCAAUCAAGACAAUCUUGAGAAAUUCUUUCUCAAAAUGAAGAUUCGGGACGCCGAAAUGGGGAAAUAUUUGAAGCAAUAUGAAAGAUAUCCCACAUUCUACAGAGCGGCCAAUAUUAAACAUGGACAUUGGACUCGGCCAUACUUUGAUUGCGAGGGGAAAUUAAAACAGUGGGUCAUUACAUACGCAGCACCUUUCUUUGGAUGGGAUAAUGUUAAAGUUAAAUUGGAGUUCAAGGGUGCAGUAGCAGUAACCAUGCCACUGAUGUCUCUGGACAUCAAUCAGUGUCCCGACAACAUCUAUGUGCCUAAUGCCUUUAAGGGCACAGACAAGUGUGACCGGAGUACAUCUUAUUGUGUACCAAUACAAGGUCGUGGGUUCGAUUCCGGCGGCUACAAGUGCGAGUGUCUCCAAGGCUACGAGUAUCCCUUCGAGGAUCUAACCACCUACUACGACGGACAGAUCGUUGAAGCAGAGUUCCAAAAUAUUAUUCAAGAUAAGCAGACAAGGAUUGAUAUGUUCAAAUGCAGAUUGGCCGGUGCGAGUAAUGUGCAUGUUAGUUUUGCCACUUUGUUCUCUUUACUUAUGUGUUUGUGGAAGUUUAGGAAUAAAAUAUUUGAGAGAAAAAUGAGUGGAAUGGCAAGAAAAUUAUUUAAUCAGCUGAAGAGCAAAGAAUUUAGGGAAUAUUUAAUGAGCACUCAUUUCUGGGGUCCAAUUGCAAAUUGGGGUAUACCAUUAGCCGCAAUCGCGGAUACCAGGAAGGAUCCUAGCUUUAUUAGUGGCAAAAUGACUUUUGCUCUAUCAGUAUAUUCGCUAAUGUUUAUGAGAUUUGCCUGGAAAGUACAGCCAAGAAAUCUCCUGCUAUUUGCCUGUCAUUUUACAAAUGAAUGUGCACAACUCACACAGGGUGCUAGAUUCAUUAACUAUUAUUACAUAGAAGGCGCCGAAAAGAAAGAAGAAAAGUCU
Brenthis ino (lesser marbled fritillary) is the source of this 2763-nucleotide messenger RNA. Lineage: Eukaryota; Metazoa; Arthropoda; Insecta; Lepidoptera; Nymphalidae. The record is from the annotation of a GenBank genome assembly.